CGAACGUACGCACGCACCACCAUCAACACCGUAAAAUACCAAGAGAUUUUCCUUUUCUAUCGAAAUCCUUUUGUCUAUAUUGUGAUUCUCUUCAUUUACUGCUAGUGUUGUGUUUUUACUUAUCACUUCUUCAGUUCACACACAAAAUAAAAGAAAAAUAACAAACAUAAGAUUCGAUUUUGUUUCCUUGACAAUUAAUUGGUUCGAAAAAGAAGGCAGUGCAGAUUACCGAGAAUAAAAUGGAAAAAUGAAUAAAAAUCAACAUGAAUUUCUGUGAUCAAAAGACUCAAUUUUAGUGAUUAAGAAAAGGUGGAAACAUACAUAUAUACAGUGAGAGUGAUGGCAAUAGUCGAGAUUAAAUUGAAAAAUUGAAAAUCCAACGGGAAAACAAGUGCAAUUUGUACAAAGCAAGCGUAAACUCAUUCAGUGGAAACAGUGUGUGUGUUGGCAAACACACAGGAUUGUGAGUGAGAUUUCAAAAACGGGAUCCAACAUGUGUGUUCAGUGCAUCGAGAUCGGCCCACCGCCAGACACAAUUCUGACGAUGCCACCGCCACCGUUGCCAUCAUUUUUAGUACCGAACCAUCCGUUAAUUCCAUUCGCUCAAAAUGAUUCGAAAUUGUGUUAUGCAGCGUAUGUGUGCGAAUCAUUGCCGGGACCUCGAAUACAAUCUGGAAUUGAAUUUAUCGAAUUACCCGGACAUAGUCUAAAUGAUGCAUGGUUUUAUGUUAUAAUCGCAUCAAUAGUUGGUGUCAUUUUGCUCAUUACCGUAGUCAUAUUCACAUUCAUCAAAUGCCGAGAGAAUAAAAGACGAAAACAUUUACCACCGAAGAGUAUGUGCCACGAACCGCAUGUUUCAAUGGAUAAGUCACAAUCGUAUAUGUCGGGCAAUAUGCUGUAUCCGUGUCCGUCCAACGAACAAAAUUUACAGCAAGACAUCAACAAAGAGGGUCGACUAUUAUGGGCCACACUGACACCACAUGGAACAAGACAUUUUGUGACUGCGAGGGGCGUCGAACGAUAUCCCAACUACGAUGAUCAUUACGAAAUCAUCGACUACCAUAACAGACCGGUUGUGAGAACACGUGAGGGAACACCACGUAAAGUUCCAAUUAAGGCCUUUGAAAAUAAUGGCUAUAGUGAUUUUGAUUACGAAGAUAUGCAUACGACAAAUGCAGAAAUGUAUCACGAUGAAAAUGAUUCGGGCUAUCAAGAGCCGCAUGAAGUGAUAAGCACAUUACAUCGGGCGCAUAAUUCACGUUUAAUGGUAUCGUCACCAACGCGUAUUGAACAUCCCAACAUGGCACCAUUAAAUGCUCACAAUGUUCAAGUUCAUCCACAUCGGAGUGGUUCGCUGACAACGAAUCGAAAAGCAACACUUUCGCGUCGAACGACUGAAACAUUAAAUUAUUAUGGCCAAGGUAGUAAUAUGUAAACCAAAUGGAAUUGUAAGCAUUAGGUGAGGACUGCUCAAAAAUACACCGAUUUAAACAAGAUGCAUCAUGAUGAUGAUGAUGAAAAACAUUGUGAAAGAAAAAACUCAGUUAUUUUAAGUCUAUGUCUGUGUCUAUUUUUUGUAUUCUGUAAAUAAGCGCUUUCGUACUAUCGCUUCUUUUAUGAAUUAUUUUGGAAAAAACUUAGAAGAACAAAAAACCUAAAAGAUGAUUGUGAAAUGGAUAGAUUUUUAGAAAGAUUUUGAUUAUUUUUUAACGAGAAAAAAUGACAUCCAAGCAAAUGCUAUUUUAACGAGUCCAAAACGUGUGAAGAGUUCCAAAUAGUAGACGAUGAAAAAAAAGAAAGGAAACGACGAAAAAUCGUUGAUAAUAAAUAAAUUCAUGUAAAAUGUAAAGCAAGGAUCCAUCAGUUGAAAAGACAACGUCCGGCUAUUGUGUUAUACACAAGCAAUACUAGAAACAAAAAAAUUUAUCCCCAAAUAAAAAAAAAACAACAACAACGCAUAUUAGUCCAUUCUCCAGCUAAUAUCGAUUUUAAACCAUAAACGAUGCAUAACAAUUUUUUCCUCUCAUAUUUCCAUCAAAUCACAUACAAUACACAGUAUUUUUCGAACACACACAUCAUAUAUUUACAAAGUAGACAAUUCAAUCAAAUAUACGAUGGCCAAAAACCUCCGAAACGGUUGGCUCGGAAAAUGAAAAAGGAGUGGCGUGUAAUCACCAUCGAUAUAUGCUCAUUCAAAAUGAUUUGAUUAACGUUGAAGACAAUGCCAUGAAUGAUUCAAUGAACCGUAACAAUUUUCUCUCAUUCCCGUUGAUUAUCCAUUCAACAGAUUCGGGGGGCUUUUUGGUCAUUGAUUGAAUGUAAUAUAUCAGAUUAUCCAAUAUUAUGCAAACGCUUAGAAACGAUAUACGGAACAAGCCGACUUUUUUUUUCUUCCCGUUCAAUCGAAAAGGUGUGCACACACACACAUACACAACGGGCCAGCUUUUCGAUUUAAAGGUAAUAAAAAUGCGUGCUCGCUUCCAAUAAAACAACCUAAGAUAAAAGAAGAAGAAGAAUAAUAAAACACAUUAUUCAACGUCCACAGCCAAAUAGAAAUGUUUAAACAAACUCGAACACGACAAAAAACGACUACUAUUUAGUAUUUACUAUUAUUAUUAUGGAGAGAUUUAAAAGCAAUAGCGUAUUAUAUUAGCAUCUUAAUUAUAUUAGGCUUUUAAAGUGCAAGAGAAAUAAAAAGAAGAAAACAUAAGUAACAGUUCCAUUCUUAGACUUUACAAGUGCAAUAAUAGUCACUAAACAAACAUUGCUGAUGCUGAAGCGCCCCUCCAAAGCAGUGCUAAGGAAUUCAGUUCGGCUGUCGCUUUAUUCUGUGAAAUAAAAACAAAAAUAAAAAAUACGUUGAAGAAAUUAAAAAAAAUGAUGAAGAAAUUUUACGAAGAAAAGACAAAAUUACGUGCUAAGAUAAUAGACUCCAAACGGUACGCAAGUAAUACUUAAGGUUUUAACAUUAGCGCCAUUGUAAGUACGAAUAUAAUAUGAACAGCAACAACAUUAACAAAAACUAAAUGCAAAUGAAACGUUAUUUAAAUGAAAGAAGAAAAAAAUUGUAUAAUUAACACUAAAAUUCAGAGGUACCAAUCUUUGUACGAUUUACAAUUUAGGUAUAAGAUACUCUGAAACAACAAUUCACCACCAAAACUUAAAAAAAAACGAUGCAUACAGACACACACUCAACAUAAGGGCUGAUAUUCAUUGGUUCCUCGAAUUUUAUUGAAAAUAAUUUAGAUGCAUAUUCUCAUUCGAACAUGAUCGAGCAUCAUGGUAACAUUUGUGAAAGAGAAACGAACUCUCGUGAUUUUUUUUUCAUAAAUAAACAU
Messenger RNA from Contarinia nasturtii (swede midge), 3338 nucleotides. RefSeq lists its product as uncharacterized. Bases 494 to 1435 code for a protein of 313 amino acids. NCBI's taxonomy places the organism in Eukaryota, Metazoa, Arthropoda, Insecta, Diptera, Cecidomyiidae. The record is from RefSeq and is a predicted model, not a curated record. The transcript has 5 exons.